CCGCCAGGCACAGCGUCUCCGCCUCCGCAGGCGGGGACCCGAGCUAGAGCGACCGCGGGCCCGGCCCGGCCCGGCCCCGGAACGAGCGGGAGCGCGCGGCGCGCAGCGAGCCCCGGAGCCCGGAGGGCCGCAGCGAUGUUCCCCAAGGAGGCGACGUGGAACAUCUCGUUCGCGGGCUGCGGCUUCCUGGGCGUCUACCACAUCGGCGUGGCCUCCUGCCUCCGCGAGCACGCGCCCUUCCUGGUGGCCAACGCCACGCACAUCUACGGCGCCUCGGCCGGGGCGCUCACCGCCACGGCGCUGGUCACCGGCGCCUGCCUGGGCGAGGCAGGUGCCAACAUCAUCGAGGUGUCUAAGGAGGCCCGGAAGCGGUUCCUGGGUCCACUGCACCCCUCCUUCAACCUGGUAAAGACUAUCCGUGGCUGCCUGCUGAAGACCCUGCCUGCUGACAGCCAUGAGCGCGCCAGCGGGCGUCUGGGCAUCUCCCUGACCCGCGUCUCUGAUGGCGAGAACGUCAUUAUAUCCCACUUCGGCUCCAAGGACGAGCUCAUCCAGGCCAACGUCUGCAGUACCUUCAUCCCUGUGUACUGCGGCCUCAUCCCUCCGGCCCUCCAGGGCGUAGUGAGUAUCCCCGGGGCACCUUUCCCGGGCGACCACAGUUGUUCCCUGGGCAGGCAGUGGGACGAGGCAGUGGGGAGGAGGAAGGGCAGCGGUGCCUCCCCCCAACCCCCCCCCAGCCUGUUGCCUCACUUCCACGUUACUCAAGAGCCAGGCGGGCCCCCUGGAGAUGCAUACUUCCUGUGGCUGUCUCUGCCCCUCCCCCAAGGUCUGGCCAUCUGCUCGGCAGCCCGUGGCCAGUGCCCAGUGGGUGAAAGGCUCGAAGGAAAUAGCCACGGGGUGGGGCCCGAGGUGGCCCAGUGGGUUAGCCAGCUCAGUCCUCAGGCCUCUCCCUGUGUGGCCGUGCGUCCCCAGCGCUAUGUUGAUGGCGGCAUCUCAGACAACCUGCCACUCUACGAGCUCAAGAACACCAUCACCGUGUCCCCCUUUUCGGGAGAGAGUGACAUCUGCCCACAGGACAGCUCCACCAACAUCCACGAGCUCCGGUUCACCAACACCAGCAUCCAGUUCAACUUGUGCAAUCUCUACCGCCUGUCCAAGGCCCUGUUCCCGCCCGAGCCCACGGUGCUGCGGGAGAUGUGCAAGCAGGGUUACAGGGACGGGCUGCGUUUUCUGAGGCGCAACGGCCUCCUGAACAGGCCCAACCCCCUGCUGGCGCUGCCUCCGGCCCGCCCCCGUGCCCCCGAGGAUGAGGAUGUGGAGGAGGCCCAGGGGGCCACAGAGAGGGCCCUGGCGGAGGGCCCCUUGCAGCCACCCUUGGAGGACCACAUCCUGGAACGUCUGCCUGCGAGGCUCAAUGAGGCCCUGCUGGAGGCCUGCAUAGAGCCCAAGGACCUGCUGACCGCCUUCUCCAACAUGCUGCCUGUGCGUCUGGCCACGGCCAUGAUGGUGCCCUACACUCUGCCGCUGGAGAGCGCUGUGUCCUUCACCAUCCGCUUGCUGGAGUGGCUGCCUGACGUCCCUGAGGACAUCCGGUGGAUGAAGGAGCAGACGGGCAGCAUCUGCCAGUACCUGGUGAUGCGUGCCAAGAGGAAGCUGGGAAGCCACCUGCCCUCCAGGCUGUCGAAGCAGGUGGAGCUGCGCCGCGCCCAGUCACUGCCGUCUGUGCAGCUGUCCUGUGCCACCUACAGCGAGGCCCUGCCCGGCUGGAUGCGCACCAGCCUCUCGCUCGGGGACGCGCUGGCCAAGUGGGAGGAGUGCCAGCGCCAGCUGCUCCUGGGCCUUUUCUGCACUAACGUGGCCUUCCCACCCGAUGCCCUGCGCAUGCGCGCCCCCGCCAGUCCUGCCCCUGCGCCCCCACAGCUGCCACCCGGCUCGCCCCCUUGCUGAGUGUUCCCCCCACCCCACCCUGCUCCGCCCUUCCCCAGCCCCCUGGGGUCCCGGUGCUGAGGGCUGGGUCCCCCAGCUUCCCUGCCCCGUGAGGUGGGGGCCCUGGGGCGGGCUGAGGUCCCCCCUCCUGGGCCUCUCUCCAUGACCACCGCAGGAGUCAGGACAAGGGGCCCCUCACGGCUGCUAGGAGGGGACUUGCCGUCGACCCCUCCACCGACCACUCUCUUGCUGCGCUGAAGAAAGAGGGGUAGCGAGUACCCCUCCCCUCACCUGUGCCUUUAUCCCCCCCCCCCUCAGGCCCUGCCCCAGGGCUGGGGAGGAGGGCUGGGCUGCACCACCCCCCACCCCACCCCACCCCCCACCCCCCCCCCACCCCCCCCCCCCCCCCCGGCCCAGCCCAGCGUCCCCCAGUCCGUGCAGUAUUACUCCCUAGAGCUUUGCACCUGCGCCUCCCUCAUUCGGCAAGUUUUGCCAGAGAAGAACGUUUGUGAAGAAUUAUUUAUUUUCGCCAAAGCAGAUAUAAUAAAUGCCACAGCUCGGCCCCGCCUCUCUCACUGCGUGUGACUCCCGGGCCACAGGGGCCCUACUGUCCUCCAGCCUGGCAUUCCGGGCCUGAGGCCUUCCCCUAAAGGCCCUGGUGGGCCCGGGUUCUAGCCCACUUCUCCGCCUGGGACUGCUGUGUUUGCCUCACUUUGCCCGGAGGUGUGCUGCCCGACCCUUGGGCACAGCUUUCCAAGGGCCAGCGGAAAUGCCGGGACCAAGAUCGUCACUAAAUAAAAACCGACAAAUGCUUACCAAA
Leopardus geoffroyi (Geoffroy's cat) is the source of this 2746-nucleotide messenger RNA. RefSeq names its product patatin like phospholipase domain containing 2 (gene PNPLA2). The transcript has 8 exons. Lineage: Eukaryota; Metazoa; Chordata; Mammalia; Carnivora; Felidae. Gene Ontology annotation, biological process: positive regulation of triglyceride catabolic process; triglyceride catabolic process; lipid homeostasis. The coding region runs from base 136 to 1947 and encodes 603 amino acids. Gene Ontology annotation, cellular component: membrane; cytoplasm; lipid droplet. The record is from RefSeq and is a predicted model, not a curated record. Gene Ontology annotation, molecular function: triacylglycerol lipase activity.